Molecule: messenger RNA, 1230 nt
Organism: Helobdella robusta
Lineage: Eukaryota; Metazoa; Annelida; Clitellata; Rhynchobdellida; Glossiphoniidae
Exons: 6
Coding region: 1-1230 (409 amino acids)
Biological process (GO): cilium assembly; cilium movement involved in cell motility
Cellular component (GO): microtubule cytoskeleton; nucleus
Source: RefSeq, a predicted model, not a curated record
AUGGGCGUAUCAACUGUUGGUUUCAGAACUCAAAAAUACAAUCCGGCUGAGUCGAGCGAGGUCAUGUAUGCUAGAUUUCGUCAAAUACUUUCCGAUUUGAAUAAUGCCGAAAACGUUAACAAAGUUUCGCGCGAAAUAAUUUCUAAAAUCGAAAGAAACGCUCGACAAAUUCAGUUCAACUCCACAAGACAUCUAAAAGAUCGGGUUGGUGACAUAACCUUGUGGAAAAAUCAACUAUGUGAAGAAAUUAAGGAGACCGCUCUAGAAAUUAUUCAGUUAAAUGAAUUUAAAACUAGAUUAGAAAAAGCUCAAUUAGCUCAUGAAAUUAUAAACAUGAUAGUGUCAGAUAAUUUGAAUGCCAGAGAGCAUAGGGAUGGAGUGGAUAAAGUGCAAGAUAACGUUGAACUUGGUCUUCUGAAAGAGCUGGAAAUAACGAAUAGCGCGAUGGAGCUAUUGAAACGAACUUUGAAACAAUGUGAAGAGCAGAUUAAACGCAACAAAAACUGCAAACACGAAAUGGAAAUGGAUUGGAGCGACAAGAAGGAAGCGCACGACAAUGACUGUUUCAAUGCAUCACUGAAAGAGGAUUCUCGGUGUAAACAGUUUUAUCCAGCCGCCGCGAAAUUUCAGGAAAUUCAAUCGACACCAGAGUCUUGGGCUCAAUUCACACACGACAACCUAGCUAAGGCAGAACAGGAGCGCAUGUCUUCCAUACAGUUGAGAUGCCUGAUUGAUAACUUACUUGAUACGACCGCUAAUGACAUCAGGAAACAAGCCGAUGAUGUUAACUUCUUGUUUAAUAAUCGCAUCAAAGUAUUAAGUGAAACAUUGUGGAAAUUAAACGAAGACCUGACUAAAGUAAAUAAAAUGGUCUACAAUUGUGAACUAAACAUUGAAACAAUCAAAAGAAGCAUAAAAAAUUAUGAAGAAUUGAUGAAAGUCGCUCAAACCAGACUUAGAAAUCGAGAGAACAGACCAAACGUUGAGUUAACAAGAGAUCCUGCCCAAUACAGUUUGGUUAGUGAAGUAAACGAAUUGGCAAGAUCUUUGGACGCUUUGAUUCAGAAAACUAAUGAAUCUGAAAGUGCAUUGAAGGAUAUGCUGGAUGAAAGAACACUUCUGGAGAAGAACAAGCUGGUUGUCGAAUAUUCAAUUUUUAUCGACAGGGAAAAGUGUUUGCCUCAUCGCACCAGGUACCCGAGUAAAAUGAAACUUCUUGGCUAUCAGUAA